This is a messenger RNA of Symbiodinium pilosum, 1071 nucleotides long. The record is from the annotation of a GenBank genome assembly. NCBI's taxonomy places the organism in Eukaryota, Dinophyceae, Suessiales, Symbiodiniaceae.
AUGUACUUGGUAUGGACUUCAGACCUUUCCCCGUACCUGACUGAUAGCGCAGCCUCCAGAAUGGUUAUGGCCAUCAUCCCUGCUGAACGGUACAUCAUUGAUCCCAUAACGGGAGUCAAUUUGACUUUGCAAGCAGCCUGCCUUGCUAUCGCGGAGAGCUUCAACAGACUUUCUCGAGAGGGCUUGAAUGUCUGUGAUCUGUAUUCUGGAGAGACGGUUAUGGAACUUCGUGGAUACGUCACAGCCUUCAGAGGAGACUGGAAGGCAUUGAAGCAAACAUUCAACUUCAAGAGGUAUGCUGAUCAGGUUUGCUGGCAGUGUGCUGCAACGAAAGGCCUGUCCCCUGAAUCGCUCGCACUUGCCUACACCAAUGUCAACACUGACGCCCCAUGGGUCGCAACAAUCGGCGACACUUUGCCAUGGGACUAUGAGCCAGGGUACACACUCUUGGAAGGCUUUGACGUCAAGUUUAUCCACGCAGAUUUACUCCACAUUUAUCAUCUUGGCACAGGCAGAGACCUGGUUGGCUCAGCACUGGUUCACAUGUUGGAGACGCGGGGAUUCUUUGAAGGCUCGAAUAUUGCAGCUCGCUUGGCCUCAGCUACUCUUGAAGUACGACGCUUCUGCAAGGAAAGAAAACUGCCACUUAAGCUCCACAAACUUUCGAGAAGCAAGCUUAAUUGGAACACUGCUGACAUGCCAGAACUGCGAUCUUCUGGGUAUGACACCUACGUGGUCAAGUGGCUGGUUGAGGUCACGACGCGUCACAGUGCGCAGCUCCCGGCACAGCUUUGCACAGCCUUGUGGACAGCGGAUCAAAUCUUAUCCACCCUUGCAAAAGCUGGCCGGUGGUUGUCUGUUGAGGAGCAAGAGCUCAAGGAAUGCUACGGUGCCCUCUUUACACGAUCUUAUGUGGAAGUGGCGAACUCAAGCCUGGAACGUCGCAAAAGGGCGUACAGACUGCGUCCCAAAUUGCAUCUAUGGCAUCACAUUUUGAAAGAGUCGAGGCCUCCAAGAAUCAACCCUCACGUAUUCUCAACUUGGACGGAUGAAGAUGCGCUGAAGAAAUGA